GGGAGCGAGGGAAGGGUGUGGGAGGACAGAGAGAUACAGCUGCCUCUUAUUGUGCCCUGACUGGAAGGAGAACAAACGGAGAGGAAAGACAGAAAUCAGGAACAGACUGGACAUUCAGACGAGAAAGAAUUUCGGCUCCAGGUUUUGGUUGCGGUCUGGCGUGGAGAUGGAGUUUGUCCUCACAGCUUUGAGUGUUCUGCUCUGCUGUUGGUCGUCAUCCUCACACACACUGGACCCUACUGGGAAGAACGUCUGCAGCAGUAUCAGAGACCCCUCCGCCCUUGUCUGUUGCACUGGAUGGCGUCAAGAGGGAAACGAGUGCAUUAUACCUGUGUGUGAGGGUGAGCAGGCCUGUCUAAAGGAUGAGAUCUGUGUGUACCCUGGAGUGUGUCGCUGCCCACCCGGCUUCUACGGAGCUCACUGCAAAACACGCUGUCCUCCUGAGUUCUGGGCGUCAGACUGUCGCCAGGUCUGUCGGUGCCACCCAUACGGCCGAUGUAACCCUGUCACAGGUGAGUGCACCUGCAACCCCAAUCGCUGGGGUCCGCUGUGCCAGUACCCAUGCAAGUGCACCCGCCAUGGCCACUGCCACCCCAGCUACGGGAACUGCACCUGCGACCAAGGCUGGUGGACGCCCACCUGCUCCAAACCGUGCCAGUGCGUCAGCAACGGCUCUGUUGGCCCCGGGUGCGACCAGCUCACAGGUCGCUGCGAGUGCCUGAGAGGUCACUGGGGGCUUAAAUGCCCCGUCACCUGCAGCUGCCACAUGUCGCUGUGUAAUAAGAGGACUGGUGUGUGUGAGUGUGAGGCAGGCUGGUGGGGACCCAGCUGUGACCGGCGAUGUAACUGUGACCUCACACACAGCAGCUGUGACCCUGGUAACGGGCAGUGCCUGUGCCACCCGGGGUACCAGGGUGGCUACUGUAACCAGCCCUGUGAAUCUGGAAAGUUUGGCAGUGGGUGUAAAAUGAGCUGUGGUUUCUGUAGAGACAACCAGCUCUGCUCUGCCACUGACGGGGCCUGCGCCGCCUGUGAACCCGGCUGGAACGGGACACAGUGCGACCGCCCGUGCCCGUCUGGUUUUUACGGUGACGGCUGCCAGGAGAAGUGUCCACAUUGCAGGAACAACGAACCAUGUGACCCAAAGACAGGGGAAUGUUGGAGGUGUGACCCCGGAUGGACAGGACUCAGGUGUGAGGAGGCCUGCCCUGACAGGAUGUUCGGAGAAGACUGCCGCUUCCUGUGCAGCCCUUGUUUCCAUGGUAACUGCAGUCACGUGACAGGAAGAUGUGUCUGUCAGCCAGGCUUUCAGGGAGAGAGCUGUAACAGCAGCUGCUCUGCUGUGCAGUUCGGCCUCAACUGCUCCUCUGUGUGUGACUGUGGUGAGGAGGUCCACUGCCACCCAGUCACUGGAGUCUGCCCCAACAGUGGCAGGAGUGCUGUACUUGCAGGAGUGUUGGUCCCUUUGCUCCUGCUGCUGUUAGCUGUGCUCUGCUGCUGUUUGUGUUGUGGAGGAGGCCCUGUUGACAGCAAAGACAGGGCGGCUGUGGCUGACGGAGGUUUGUCUGUUCGGAUGAAAUAUCACGUCUACAGCGUCCUGGCAAACAUCAGUGCUGCUCUGCCAUGUAUCUCUAACUGGUCCUCAGGUCUGCCUCGUGUCACCGUAUCUCACCAUGACCCAGAGCUGAACUUCAACCACAGCUUCAUUGAGCCACCGUCCUCUGGCUGGGUGACCGAUGGGUCGACCUUUGACAGUGAUGAGGAGGAGGGUGAAGCUCUCUACUGUGUCCCUCCAAGAGAAGACAUCCCAGCCUUGGCAGGCGGCGAGUUCCAGGAGAUGAGCUCAAAAUGUAACAUGUUCCUGGACCCAUCAGGCUUCAGCUGCGAGGACAUCACCUCACCCUUCAACAUCCCUCGCACCUCCAGCAUCGCCAAGUACAAGCGGCCGUCUGUCUCUUUUGCAGAGGGCACCCGCUUCAGCCCCAAAGAGCGCCGCGGCUCCGCUCAGGAGCCUGGCGCUCUCCUUCGCAACAAACCCAAAUCCACCUGGGGAGUUUUGAUGCUCUCGGCCCUUCAAAGCCAGGGAGGUGCUGCUAAACCUGGGGACGAGGAUGCAGCAGAGGGCGAGGAAAAGGAAGAGGAGGAAGUGGAUGAGCAGGCUACAGACAACCAGGAGUCAGGCUGUGAGGCAGUCAACCAGGAAGUAGACAGAACCUCAUCCCGAGCCUCCUCGCAGGUCCCAAGCUCAGCGGGAAGAAGACGGACUAACUCCAACCCGGCUGCACAUAAAGGGAACCUGCCGCAAACAUCUGGCUGUGAUGCUCAGGCCGGGGUUUUAAAUAAAGUCACCACAGUGUACGUGACAGUGGGUAAAGCAGGGCGACCCGUCUCAGAUACGAGCUCUGAAGGCCCUGUUCAAGCCAUGCUGCGAAGACUCGGCAGCCUUCAGAGACAAAAAGAGCAGGAGCCUGGCAAGUCCAAAUCGAAGGGAGGUGAGGGGAUCACCAAACCACUCAGACGAAAGCUUGGAGUUCGGGCGAGUGUGUGGGAGGAGGGAGGGCCGUCUGGAGGGGAGGUUGCCAUUUGUAAACCUAUCAGGCGGAAGCAUGCUUCCCACAACUCCUCUGACACAGUGGCCCUUAGUGAAGUUUCACAGUCAGAGAGUGGCACCCCCAAACGACCGCUGUCCAUUUUGAAGAGCGUGCCAGAACUGGCUGCAUCUGACCCAGGGCUGAGGGCUGAGGAUGAGGACUCCGGUUCAGGAAAGACUGAGAGCAACUACUUUACUGUGGGACCGGCAGGAGACGCUGCAAGUCUCACAGAGGUCAUCACCAACGAAGGAGCGGUGGGCAGUGGGAAUGAUGAGCCCUGCUAUGAAAAUGUUCUGAUUAACAACUUGUGACCUCUGACGAACCACGUCAUCAGCAGGUAUGAUUCUAACAGAUGCAAAUUUAUUUUACCAAUGUCGAUUUCAGUUAGCAGACCAUGGAUUCUUGAAUUAUGGUGUAAUCCUGUUUAACAGUUAUGUAAAAGUGCAGCUUACAUCAGGAUAUAAAUGCAGCAAGCAUUUGCAUAGAGAAUAUAGAAUAAACAUGAAUAAAUAUAUAGUUAGGGUAGAACACAAAUACUAAAGAGUAUCAGGUGUGGUAUUUGGAUAAUUUCAAGAAACCACUUGUUGCAUUUAUCACCUCUAUUUUCAUGUGAAAUGUUUUGCUUGUAUUUGCACCAGUGUUGUGUUAAGUGUAUACAAACAAGUACUGUAAUAUCUGGGGCUUUGUGUGAAGAGAAAAACAUUAAGCCUGGAGAGUAGAGAAUGUCAAGCACCUACUGUCUGGAUUAUAACAGAAGGAUGAGAACAAAUGGGUUGUAUUUACAGAGAGUUUUUCAUAUCAAAAGUCAUAUUCACAUGCUUCGAUAGAUGACAGUUUUUCUAUCACACAUGGCUAACAAUUAAAGGGUAAUGUAGGAUUCAGUGUGUUGCCCGAUGACAUUCCAGCAUGCAGAUCGGAGGAGACAGGGAUCAAACCAUUAACCUUCUGGUUAGUAGAUGACCUGCUUUACCUACUGAGCACCAGCCAUCCGAAACAAAUGACCCAAAUAUAAGCUGUGGAGAAAUGUGUGCCAUUAUAUGAAAGUGAUCACACUGAAUGAGAUUUGCUGAUGUUUUAUUGAAACAAAUAAGAACAUAUGUGUCUCCGUACAAAGAAUGUCCUGUAGACAAAAAACAGUAACAUUUACCUGCUUCAUUCUGUCAAUGCAUUAUAGUGUUCAAUUUUGCUCUGUUGCACUAAUCAGUAAUGUGAUAAAAUUGGAAUUGUAAAAAUGUUUUUGUGUCCUCGAGCAUGAGGCCAGCUGUCACUGCACUCUGACCUCUGAUGUGAUGUCAAAUUUCUGCUGUGUGAAAACAUAAUAACUUUUCUUUUACUCAAAUUAUAUGACCCCUCCUGCCCUGCCCUUAUUGUUUUAUUAUAUGUCACUGUAUAUAUGUUUACAAUUAAUAACCAAAGAAUAAAAAAAAAAACAUCA
Limanda limanda (common dab) is the source of this 4026-nucleotide messenger RNA. It is a transcript of the gene scarf1, whose product is annotated as scavenger receptor class F, member 1. The transcript is spliced from 11 exons. The record is from RefSeq and is a predicted model, not a curated record. Gene Ontology annotation, molecular function: scavenger receptor activity. Lineage: Eukaryota; Metazoa; Chordata; Actinopteri; Pleuronectiformes; Pleuronectidae. Bases 167 to 2902 code for a protein of 911 amino acids.